GCCUUAUGAAUGAUUAUAUUCUAGAUAUCUUCAAUCCUGGGGUUUUUGAUCCUUCAUCCAUCCCUGAGGUUUUAAAGCAAAGGGCACUUUCCCCAAUUCUUCUACAUUCUCAUCUUUAUGCAGCCUCGAAUCUGACUCCGCCUGGCGCAGAUCCUUUGCGUACUCUUUUCACCCUCUUUUUCUCCUCGUCUGCGAGUCGACCGAAGAUACGCUGCUCUUGGACAUGCUUGAAUUGUAGCUGUCGUGAAACUGUUGCUUGGCAUUGGUGCCAUAUUUCAUGGGCUGCAUCUUCGUACGUCAGUGUUCGUCAUUGACUCUGCUGCUGCCUUAGCGAAGGAGCGAUUCUGGGCGCUCCGGACAAAGCUGGUAGAAUCGCCACCCACCAAACACUGAGAACACCAGCUAGCUGUUUUGCAUCGCAGUGAAGUCGCACUGACCAUCAUGGAUCUACCACCCAUCUACAUUCCGAAGAAACGACGCGCCGAGGAGAUCAGCAAGCUGGAGAUACAGCGAGACGAGCUCGAGGACAAUCUGAAGCGAACAAGGAAGAAGCUCCGAGCACAUGGCUCCUUCAACGCCGAGUUCUGGAGUGCAGCAGCUGAUGUCGAGUCGACCAUUCUCAAAAAGACUCGCAUCGUUUCCGAGAUAUCACUGUCGGAGUUUCCUGGCGAUGCAUCCGAGUGGGAGCGCACGGAAGAGGCGCGGCGACUGUUCGAGCAGAUCCGGGCGCAGAAGCAUCGCGUCGCCUCGUUCCAGUCCCAGAGCGCAAAGCUGUCGCUCAGCAAGCCACGAAGAAGCCUCCGAGAGAGCUUCAUGAAGCUCUUCACGACAAGUCCAGUUGGACUCGGGAUAAAGACUGGCGCCGGUGCUAGAGACGGCCAUAUUCAAUCCAAUUUCCGAUCGGGCCUUAUAAGAGACUAUCAAAGCAUGCACUCGGACGGAAUGCACGCCUGGUGCCCCAUUCUCGGCGACUACUACCCUUCUCGAGCCAUGACGGCCGCGCACAUCUUCUCCUACAAACACGGUCAGAGCACCAUGGAUUCAAUCUUUGGAAAGAUGCGGCCGCCCCAGCUUUUCUCCUCAAAGAACGGCUUGCUGAUCCACUCCGAAAUUGAGCAGGUUCUUGAUGCUGGGGUCCUGGUGAUUGUCCCAGAUCUGCCGGAGAAACCCACCUCAGCAAUGCUGUGCUCGUGGACGGACUCUGAAGUUCGGGAAUUUCGCGUCCGAAUCAUCGAUAGCCAGUGGGAUCGUCUGGAUGAAGGUAUUUUUGGCAUCAGUGGGUUGAAGUGGAGAGACUUGGACAAUCGAAAAGUCCAGUUCCGAGGGACGUUUCGACCGGCAGCUCGUUUCCUCUACUUUCACUAUUGCCUCCAGGUCUUGCGUCGCGCAUGGAGAGCAGGCCCCGGUCAAAAGGCUGUCUUUUCACUGACAGAUGAGCUGGGAAAGCCAUUUUGGGGCACUCCGGGUCGAUACAUUGCUGGCAACAUGCUCAAGGCUUUCUGUGAAGAGCUGGGCCAUGACUGCGAUGGGUUGAUGAUUGGAGCCUCGCGGCGGCGUGGAAGACGGUCUGCCCUACUAGAUGCAGCCACUGCACAAAUUGCUGAGAAGGCUAAUAAGAUGGAUCAGAAUGAGGGUGAGGAUGGGGAUGAUGAUGAGCAGGAGGAGGAGGAGGAGGAGGAGGAGUGGGGGAGGGAUGAGAUAGAGUUUAUUGAGUGA
This is a messenger RNA of Penicilliopsis zonata CBS 506.65, 1716 nucleotides long. RefSeq lists its product as hypothetical. NCBI's taxonomy places the organism in Eukaryota, Fungi, Ascomycota, Eurotiomycetes, Eurotiales, Aspergillaceae. The transcript has a single exon. The record is from RefSeq and is a predicted model, not a curated record. The coding region runs from base 442 to 1716 and encodes 424 amino acids.